AUGACGUACAACUACAGUACAAUCGGCUUCAUCGGCCUUGGUGUGAUGGGAUUUCCCAUGGUAGAAAAUCUAUGCAAAAAGCUAUCAGAUUCAGUACGCAUCUAUGUCUUCGACGUAUCGACGUCUACCGUAGAAGAGCUGUCCUCGCGGACCAGUGGGCGGGCAGAGGCCUGCAGCAGCUCAAAGGAGGUUGCGGAGAAGUCAGAUGUUGUGAUGUCGAUGGUCCCUGAAGGCAGCCACGUCCGCUCGGUAUAUCUUACCCCAGGCACCGGCGUUCUCGCUGCAGACCUCUCCAACAAGCUACUGAUAGACUGCUCAACGAUUGAUACCGCUACCUCGCUUGAAGUCGCCGAUGCGAUCGCUAAGCAACAUCCAACCGCUUCGUUCUACGAUGCACCCGUCUCUGGGGGCAAUCUCGGCGCCCAGAAGGCAACGCUUACCUUCAUGGUCGGCUGCGCAGAGUCAGACCCAAAGUUCCCCAUGCUGCAGGGCUUACUCGGUAUGAUGGGCAACCCAGACGCCAUCUUUGCUUGCGGAGGCCAGAGCCUAGGAUUGACCGCGAAACUGUGCAACAACUACUGCUCCGGCCUUAUCGCGAUAGCUACUUCUGAGGCCAUGAACAUCGGUAUGAAGAGCGGGAUGGAUCCCAGGGUGCUCGCCAAGGUCUUCCAUGCCAGUACGGCGCAGAGCGCCAUCUGUGAUAAGUGGUGUCCAGUCCCAGGUAUCUGUCCUGAAGCGCCGGCGUCGAAGGGCUAUCAGGGUGGCUUCAAGAUACAGCUAAUGCGCAAGGACUUUGGGCUCGCGGUUGAUGCGGCCAAGCGUGUGGGCGUGGAUCUAGCUUUAGGAGAGAAAGGACUGGAGACGUACACGGCCGCAAUGAAUGACCCAAGGUGCAAGGAUUUGGACUCGAGGGUGGUGUAUAGACAUCUGGGAGGAGACGAGAAUUGGGUGGAGAGGUUUGAGCAGAAUUCUUGA
Coniosporium apollinis CBS 100218 is the source of this 975-nucleotide messenger RNA. RefSeq lists its product as uncharacterized. Gene Ontology annotation, cellular component: mitochondrion. Lineage: Eukaryota; Fungi; Ascomycota; Dothideomycetes. The record is from RefSeq and is a predicted model, not a curated record. The transcript is spliced from 2 exons. The coding region runs from base 1 to 975 and encodes 324 amino acids. Gene Ontology annotation, molecular function: NADP binding; 3-hydroxyisobutyrate dehydrogenase activity; NAD binding. Gene Ontology annotation, biological process: L-valine catabolic process.